Molecule: messenger RNA, 2811 nt
Organism: Tympanuchus pallidicinctus (lesser prairie-chicken)
Lineage: Eukaryota; Metazoa; Chordata; Aves; Galliformes; Phasianidae
Gene: PEX2
Product: peroxisomal biogenesis factor 2
Exons: 2
Coding region: 235-1149 (304 amino acids)
Biological process (GO): protein import into peroxisome matrix
Cellular component (GO): peroxisomal membrane
Molecular function (GO): zinc ion binding
Source: RefSeq, a predicted model, not a curated record
CCUGUGCGACCGCUCUAGGCGCUUACCUGUGGCAUCCAUCGCCUAUGUCGCCGCCUCUGUAGGCUGUGGGUGCCGGCUCUGUGACCCAGGUGGGGCGGGCUAGCAGGACGGGGUCCGUGGAGGCAGCCGAGUGGCGGUCCCGGCGGGGCCUCCGUCCGCGCGAGGUGCGAGGUAGAGCCGCGUAGGCCGUGCGGCCCGGGCCCCGCGGCACAGAAAGUAUUUUUUCGAGAAGAAAUGGCAUCCAGCAUUGAAAAUGAAAAGAGUGUGAAUCCUGUGCUCAGAAUAAGUCAACUUGAUGCUCUUGAACUAAACAAAGCUCUGGAACAACUAGUGUGGUCCCAGUUUACCAGCUGUUUUCAUGGAUUUAAACCAGGGGUGUUGGCUCAUAUUGAACCAGAAGUUAAAGCAUUUCUGUGGCUUUUACUGUGGAGAUUCACCAUCUAUUCUAAGAAUGCAACUGUGGGACAGGCUAUUUUGAAUAUUCAGUACAAGAAUAACUUAUCUCAGACAGAGAAAUACCAACCUCUGAGCAAACACCAGAAGUUAUGGUAUCUUAUUUUCACUGUUGGUGGAAGAUGGCUGGAGGAAAGAUGUUAUGAUUUCUUUAGCAAUCGCCAACUGCAAUCUGUCAGCAAAAUCAAGCAAUAUAUUAAUUUUGGAGCUGGACUUCUUAAAAUUUGCGGACUUGUAAAUUUUCUGAUUUUUCUUCAGAAAGGAACAUUUGCAACACUUACUGAACGCAUUCUAGGAAUUAAGUCAGUUUUUUGCAAACCACAGAAUGCUCGCCAGGUAGGAUUUGAAUACAUGAACAGGGAGCUGUUGUGGCAUGGCUUUGCUGAAUUUCUGAUCUACUUGCUGCCACUUAUUAAUGUACAGAAACUGAAACUCAAAAUUUGUUCUUGGUGUUUGCCUAUUGCCAAUCUUUCUAAUAGUGAAAAAACAUUAGCAGCUCACUACAAGGUGUGUUCACUGUGUGGGGAAUGGCCUACCAUGCCACAUACCAUAGGCUGUUCACAUGUGUUUUGUUACUACUGUAUUAAAAGUAACUAUUUACUUGAUAUGUAUUUUACCUGUCCUAAGUGUGGCUCAGAGGUACACAGUCUUCAGCCACUGAAAUAUAAAAUUGAGAUGACAGAAUUACAUAUCUAAUGAGGAGGUUGUUCUGUUCUUGUACUGCAUAUGAAAUAUAUUAAAGAUGAAUGGAAAAGAAUCAGAAAUUACUGUAAUCAGACAGCUUGAAAGACAGCUUUGGAAAUUCUUUAAGCCUUUUCUGGUGUUAUUUUUUUUACUGAGUAACAGUGCCAACUUGCAUCUCUGAAGAAAGGAAAACAAACAAGUUUGCAGGUUCUUCUACUCUCUCAGACUACUUGAUCCCAUUUUGGUACCCCUAUGUUGUCUUCUUAGAUCAUGGUCUGGCAAUCUACCGCUUCCUAAGUUUAUGCUGUAUUCUUCCCUCAAGGGUAGAUGAGAAGAUACUCGAUUCACUUGGUGGAUUUUCUCAGCAUUGUUUUAAAAGUUUCUGCUAUUGCCAACGUAGCUGUAUGGAUUUUGUGCAGAGGUCAUCCUAGUCACACCUAAAGAAUAGUUUUAACUUUGAAUAUUUAAAAUUUGAAUUUACAGUAUAAUGCGCCACAGAUAAAGAGCAAGGUAUAAGAUGAAGUUUUACAUCGAAUGAUUGUUAAUAGCUUUCAUCACAUUCAGUCACCAUGACAAGGCAUUUUCUUUUUGUAACUUGUAAUUGCUUUCUUACAAAUAGAUCAUUAGCUUCAAGUGAUCCAUUUGUCAACAGACAAAACAUUAACUUGUGCCCACAAGAGAUACAACCAUCUCCCUCCUGAUCAAAGUGCUUCUUCAUGAGGUAACCCACUUUCUCACCUAUACGUAUGCCUUUGAUCUUCAGUGAUUCACAUGUGACCACAUCCUGCUUUUCCUGUCAAGCUGAGGGAUCCAGUCCGUCACCUAUUGGAACGUGGAAGCUUCCUGUGGUAACCCACAUUAUUCCACAUUAUUCUUAAUCAGACACUGUAGGAAAAAAAAAUAAUAAAAAAAAAACCACAAACAAAAAAAACUAUUUAAUUACAAGAUUAUCAUCUUGUAAUCUCUCAUUAUUAUCUCAUUAUCAUCUUGACAUCUCUCAUGUCAUUAGUGAUAGGACCAGAGGGAAUGGUUUCAAGCUAUGGCAGGGGAGACUCAGGCUGGACAUGAGGAAGUAUUACUUUUCAGAAAGGGUGGUCAGGCACUGGAACGGACUGCCCAGGGAGGUGGUGGAGUCACCGACCCUGGGGGUGUUCAAGGAAAGGCUGGAUGUUGUGUUGAGGGACAUGGUUUAGUGGGAGCUAUUGGUAAUAGGUGAACGGUUGGACUGGAUAAUCUUUUAGUCUUUUCCAACCUUGGUGAUUCUAUGAUUCUAUGAUUCUAAGAUGCUUUCUUUGGGACUUGCAGUUCUUUCUUUGGUGUGGUCAGGCUAGGUGCCAAACCUCACUAACAGCUAUGUACCACACAGAAAAUAGAUCAAGCCCAGAUGUGUGUGUGUAGACAUACCAAAAAGAUAGGUAACUGUUUCUGUUUUGAAGUAGUACUAUUUGUUUUCUCUGUUGGCUUCAUGAUGUUUUUAUUCCCUUUUUAAGGCUUCAUCCAUUUACUCUCUUUAUGUUUGUUUGUUUUUUCAAAUUUUCAGUCCUUUCUUAACAGAAAUCUUUACCCAAUAGUAUGUAAUUAACACAAAAAUACAUUUUGUCCUGCUUUGGCUCUUAGAAUUUGUAACUGAAGCAGAAUAAUGAUAUUAAUAAAAAUGCUGGAAAACUCUUCAUA